AUACAGCUCUGAUAUCCACCAUAAUCGGAGUAUUUAAAGUAUAAUUUGACGUAUACUGCACAUUACAGAUAUUGCACAAUGCCUCCCAAGUUCGAUCCAACAGAAGUUAAAGUAGUCUGCCUCAGGGCUGUCGGUGGUGAAGUCGGUGCUACAUCGGCCUUGGCCCCCAAGAUCGGUCCACUCGGUCUGUCCCCAAAGAAGGUCGGAGAUGACAUCGCCAAGGCAACUCAAGACUGGAAAGGUCUCAAAAUCACGGUGAAACUCAUCAUCCAGAACAGACAGGCUCAAAUUGAGGUUGUGCCCAGUGCAGCUUCUCUUAUUAUCAAGGCACUGAAAGAACCACCCAGGGACCGAAAGAAGGUUAAGAACAUCAAACACAACGGGAACCUAACCUUCGACGACAUCAUCAACAUUGCACGAACAAUGCGACCGCGGUCCAUGGCUCGCACCAUGAUUGGUACAGUGAAGGAAAUCCUUGGCACGGCACAGUCUGUUGGCUGCACAAUCGAUGGCUGCCAUCCUCACGACAUGAUCGACAAGGUGAACAGCGGAGAGCUGGAAGUCCCUGAGGAAUAAACACCAGACCUGUACAGGAGUUGCAAAAAGAAAAUAAAAACGUCUCAUACA
Molecule: messenger RNA, 627 nt
Organism: Ornithodoros turicata
Lineage: Eukaryota; Metazoa; Arthropoda; Arachnida; Ixodida; Argasidae
Gene: RpL12
Product: large ribosomal subunit protein uL11-like
Exons: 5
Coding region: 79-576 (165 amino acids)
Biological process (GO): translation
Cellular component (GO): ribosome; cytosolic large ribosomal subunit
Molecular function (GO): structural constituent of ribosome; large ribosomal subunit rRNA binding
Source: RefSeq, a predicted model, not a curated record